CAACACACGCCCCAUGAGCACUUCGCAGACGUCAUCCAUGUCGGGUGUGCAACCGCACUUUCUCUCGCGCGGCCACACAUAUCGCGCCGUGGUGGGCGACACCCUGGUGCUGCCGUGCCAAGUCGAGAAUUUGGGAAAUUUCGUUUUGUUGUGGCGACGCGGCAUCAACGUGCUCACUGCCUCCAAUAUAAUGGUGACAAGGGAUGAGCGCAUAAGACUGAUAGACGGUUAUAAUUUAGAGAUAUCAGAUUUAGAGCCACAAGAUGCUGGGGAUUAUGUAUGUCAAAUCAGUGACAAAAUAAAUCGUGAUCAAGUGCACACUGUGGAAAUAUUGGUUCCACCGAGCGUACGCGCUAUACCCACCUCCGGCCAAUUGCAAGCACGCAAGGGUGGCCCAAUCACUUUGGAGUGCAAAGGCUCUGGAAAUCCCGUACCAUCAAUUUAUUGGACAAAGAAGAGUGGCGCUGGCAAAUCAUCAGCUCGCAUUGGCGACGGUCCAAUUCUGACACUGGAGAAACUCGAGCGUCAACAGGCUGGAGUAUAUCAAUGCACCGCAGACAAUGGAGUCGGUGAACCGGUUACAGUCGAUAUGCGCUUGGAUGUUUUAUAUCCACCGGACAUACAAGUGGAGAAGUCAUGGAUACAUUCCGGUGAGGGCUUCGAAGCAAAGCUGGUGUGCAUAGUUUACGCUGAUCCGGUGGCCACGGUGUCCUGGUACCAAAACUCAUUUCCGAUACAAACGACCGAUAGGCGAAUUAUGUCAACAAGAGGCAACCGACAUACGCUCACCAUACGACACAUACAGCAGGAGGACUUCGGCAACUACAGCUGUGUAGCCGAUAACUCACUCGGACGCUCGCGCAAGUACAUGGAGCUGUCUGGGCGCCCGGGCCCAGCUGAAUUCUACUCACCGAAAUGGGGUCGCUCAUCGGACAGCUACAAUCUGACAUGGAAAAUAGAUAGCUAUCCGCCGCUGCAGGAGGUGCGUCUGCUCUAUCGGCGUGUAUUGAUGAAUGACACAUUCCAACAGCCAGGAAGAUGGCAUGACUUCAUACUGACACCUGAACAUCGUCCCGCAUCGGAGCCACUUACACACAUCAUGUCUUAUACCAUAAAGAAUCUACAUCCGGGCGCUUACUACGAAGCGAUAGUGCAGGCGAAAAAUAGCUACGGUUGGAAUGAGGUCAGCGAUAUCUUUCAAUUUAUCGUCGCCAGCAAUACCAUGGACAUACCGCCGGAGGACGCUGAAGUGGUGGCCAGCUCCAAGUCGCGCAGCAAUGCCGCCGCCACUGGCAGCACGCAAUUGCCAACGCUCGCGCAUAGCCGAACCAUGGCAUGGUGUGCGCUCUUCGCCAUUGCGGCGAGUUGUCUGCUGCAGCGCAGGCAUCAGCGACAAAUUUGCCUCAACGUGGGAUAAGCGAGCGAAACGAACACGCGCGCGUCUUAAUGAGAAUGUGUGCAGCUUCGUGGGCGGCAAAUUAAUUUAACGUAAGAAAUGUAAUUCGAUGCUUUUGUUGAUUAUUUAUUUUCAAUUUAAGUGAUAAGCAAAGGGUCAAGUAAAAAAAAAACAACAAAAAGUUGAAGCAGAAAGAUACCAAAAACGUGGAAAAUGUAGAUUAAGAUAAAGUAAGGAAACAAAUUUAUUGCGAUAAGCAGAAAAACCGCAAAUGAUUGAAAGUAUCAGCAGAAAAAAAUAUUAAAUUUAAAACCGCAAUUAUGUUAUCGUUGCGAGUCAAGAGCCCUUUAAUUAAUUUGUUCAAUGAUUAUUUUUGCGAGAGGUGUGGCAACCAACAGCAGGAGCUAAAGUGAAAUUUAUGUCAAAGGGUUCAUUAACAAGCAACUACUAUCGGCCUACGGUUUUCAUUAUUGAAUUAACAAAAUAUAUUUAAAUACAUGUAUAAAAUACUUUCAGUGAAAAUGAUAUUGAUGAGGCAUUUCAGACUACAGAUUUUUUGCGUCAAUCACCAACUAAUGCAACAGUGUAGAGAAUUUGCUAAUUGACUUAAUUGGGCAUGCUGCCUGUAAUGGGUAGAGAUCAAGAGCAAACUUUUUAUAUUUGAAAUCAACAAUAUUUGUGUCUACCUUUAUAGAUUUAUAUUCCUAUAGAAGUUGGAAUACCAUAUACAUAUGACUUUAUAUUCUAUUUGUCGCAGAAGAUGACAGUAGAAGAUAAGAUUUGGUGUUGAAAAAUAUAUUUUCGUUCUCUUAAGGAGUCAGUCAAACUAAUUUUUAGAUAGCUCCGCCCAAAGCAUAAACAACACAGACAAAAUAGUUUCAAUGCAAUGGCGAGUUUAUUAUCAUCAAAGAAAGCCUUGAGAUACAAUUAAGAGUUUUUUAAACAAUCCCGAUGCGAGCAAUGUGGGAAGGGCACCCUCUGCGGUAGCGGCUUUACAGCUGGAAGCGUUUCCACUAUGACCGGGUAUCGAAACCAGUCUGAUGAUUAAAGCGUUAGAUGCUACUUCUAGUGAGGAAAAACAUUCCUUGACUGGCUUUGAGCGCACAACGCUAGUAUUGCCGUUCUACUGUCAGAGCGAAUGCUAACCUCCCUGAAUGUAGCUGCACUUCGAUCCACUAUGUCUACCGCCACUUUAAUAGUAGUCACUUCUACCUGAAAAGUACUACAGACGUCCAGUUGCCUAAAGCUAAGAUUGUUAGAAAACUCGCUGCCGGUAUUGUCUAAGAGGGUCCAUAUGUAAAAUGAUCAAUUAUUUCUGUUGUCUGCAGGUCACUAGAGAAGCCGGACCAUAGCAGCGUUUUGAACAAGUUCAAGCUUCUUCACCAUAAAACAUCAUUUACUUGACUACGCUUUCGUAGAGCCAAACACGACCAUUGGUGGGAGUUCCCACCCUUGCUCUUUGGCUCCUCUACAGCAGAAUAAGCAAUCGUUGCCUUCUUUACGCUCUCCUUAAAAAUUGGUCUCUUUUUAUCAAGAAUAAGUCCCACAACUUAUCAAUAGUUUGAAGACGUGACCUUCCAAAAAAGGGGAGAGCUAUUUCCCUUAGUAAUUUCAGAUUUACUUGGGCUGACAGCUAAGCCGCUUCUAUUUGCCCAGUUGAGUAUCACACUGAGAUACCCUUCCGUUCGCUCUCGGAUGGCAUUGACAUAUUUCACUUUAACCAUAAGAACAUUCACCAAGAUCCAAAGCAUUAGGGAAAGUACCCUGCCCAUUGCGAUGCCCCAGUUAACCUUCGGGUAUGUCUUUCCACUAUCCCACUUCACUACAACCGUUCUGUCGCAAUUAAGACUUGAGACUGCUAUAGAUUUGCUUGCGAUUUUAACCACAGCCGCUGGCCGCAUAUUGUUGAAAAUCCCCUUGAUUUCGAGAAAGGUGACUACUACAGAAAAUUUUUUGUGGAUAAGCGCUCUCUCUAACAAUGACAACGGGCAAAGCAGUGUUGACUGACGGUCUGUUGAUAUAUUCAUGUUGGGCACUAAACAGUUUACCUCUUGGUAUUUUUCAAGAGGACUUACGAAAUCUGGAUAACUGUCUUCAGAUGUGUCGUCUUGGAUUCUUAAGUUUUUACGCUCCGUAAUUUGUAACGACCUUCGUGAUUUUGCUCGAAAUUAUCUAUAUUCUAGUUACAGACCUACUUCUAGCCAAAGUUCAAGGCUUAUGCAUUGGAGCAACUAUUUGGGGAGAAUAAAAUCUGAAAUUUUUUCCAUUCAGGCAAUUACCAAAUUGUCUACACUAAAAGACAUAACAGAAAAAUGCUAAUUGACUCAAUUAAGCAGCGGUCUGAAAGGCCUGGAAGUAUGCAACGUAAAUUGUAAAUACAGAGUGUUGAUUUAAGUAAUAAAAAAGAUUAGAUAGUAGAAACUUGUAUGUAAAUAAAAUAAAUUUUAAAAUAAAACAUAUUCCAUAGAGUUAAGGUCACUGAGAUUAUUCAAAUAGAAUUGGGAAUUUCAAUUUCCGCACACAUGCACACGACUUUUUACGAUUAAAAGAACACCACUUACAUAUACAUAUAUAGAAAUAGAAAUAUUAGUGAAAUGAAACCGAAAUACUCGACGCACACGCAACCAAAGACACACAUAAAUGAUGGCGUGUGCCUGUGUGUGCAUGGAGUUAGAUAAAAAGCGUACCACCAGCAAACAGAGUUUUAAUGAUAAAAGUAGCAAAAGGAGCAUUUUCCGCUUGUAGACGCAAAUUUAAUGAACUUUGAAAUAGUUUUUACUCAACACAUUCGUAAUUUAUUUGAAUAAACACUGUAAAUAGCAUUUUAAGUCAGCGUAAAUAAAAGCAAAAAAAAAUAGUUUUAUAAUAAAAACCAAAAAAAUAUUAAAUGGAAAUAAUAAAUAUUAUAUUUAUUUAUGUAUGUAGUAACGGCGAUGGCGGCACAUUUGGAGCCAUUCAACGCUCAUAAUUAUUAAUGUAUUAUUGUAUAUUGCGGCUAGUUUGUAAGUAAUUAACACACGCGCAUACAUAUAUGUAUGCAAAAGAAACGGUAAAUAUGUAAUUAUAAGCAAACACAAGCAACUUUACAACAACAGAAAGCAAAAACAGAAAAUCAGAAAAGCGCAAAAAGCAGCGCUUUUAUGUGAGUUUUGACACAUACUUAUUGACCAAAAAAAAAAAAA
Bactrocera tryoni is the source of this 4578-nucleotide messenger RNA. RefSeq names its product limbic system-associated membrane protein. The record is from RefSeq and is a predicted model, not a curated record. Lineage: Eukaryota; Metazoa; Arthropoda; Insecta; Diptera; Tephritidae. Gene Ontology annotation, biological process: homophilic cell-cell adhesion; synapse organization. Gene Ontology annotation, cellular component: neuronal cell body; axon; plasma membrane. Bases 14 to 1417 code for a protein of 467 amino acids. The transcript has 9 exons. Gene Ontology annotation, molecular function: protein binding; axon guidance receptor activity.